Electrophorus electricus (electric eel) is the source of this 1169-nucleotide messenger RNA. RefSeq names its product cathepsin S, ortholog2, tandem duplicate 1 (gene ctss2.1). Gene Ontology annotation, molecular function: cysteine-type peptidase activity. NCBI's taxonomy places the organism in Eukaryota, Metazoa, Chordata, Actinopteri, Gymnotiformes, Gymnotidae. Gene Ontology annotation, biological process: proteolysis. The record is from RefSeq and is a predicted model, not a curated record.
UAAUUUGACACGUGAUAAAGCGCCUUUAAAACCCGAGAACACUAUUCCGUUGUCAGUCUACUACCCACCGUUUUGAAGCGUUUUCCAGUCCUUUAGGGUAAAGAUGCUGAGCAGUUUGCUUUUCACAGUGCUGUUUGGCUCAGUAGUGGCCCUUUAUGACCCAAACCUGGACAUGCACUGGGAGUUAUGGAAGAAGAAACAUCAUAAGAUUUACAUGAGUGAGCUAGAGGAGUCAGGCCGGCGGCAGAUUUGGGAGGGGAACCUACGGCGGAUUACUGUUCACAACCUGGAGACCUCUAUGGGCAUGCACACCUUUGACAUUGGUAUGAACCAUAUGGGAGAUAUGACCCCAGAGGAGAUCCUGCAGAAGCUUGCUGGGACUCGGGUUCCCGCUGAACUGAAGAGACCAUCCACAUUUGUGGCCUCUGCUGGUGUCACAGUACCAGAUUCAGUAGACUGGAGGUCAAGUGGCUAUGUGACUGAUGUGAAAAACCAGGGCUCAUGUGGUUCAUGCUGGGCAUUUAGUGCUGCUGGGGCCCUGGAGGGCCAGCUGAAGAAGACCACAGGGCAGCUGUUGUCCCUCAGCCCCCAGAAUCUUGUGGACUGCUCUUCCAAGUAUGGAAACAAAGGUUGCAAUGGAGGUUUCAUGUCUGAAGCCUUUCAGUACAUUAUUGACAAUGGCGGUAUAGAUUCUGAUGCAGCCUACCCUUAUACUGCAGUGCAAGGAGAUUGCAAAUAUGACCCGACCAAGCAAGCUGCCAACUGCUCCAGUUACACAUUUCUCCCCUAUGGGGAUGAAGAGGCCUUAAAGCAAGCAGUAGCCACCAUUGGCCCCAUUGCUGUGGCUAUUGAUGCCACUCAUCCACUAUUUAUCAUGUAUCGCAGUGGAGUGUAUAAUGACCGAAGUUGCAGCCAGCACGUAAACCAUGCAGUGCUGGUUGUAGGAUAUGGCACACUGAAUGGACAGGACUACUGGCUAGUGAAAAACAGCUGGGGCACUACGUUUGGAGAUGGAGGCUACAUCCGCAUAGCCCGCAAUCAAGGAAAUAUGUGUGGUAUUGCAUCUUAUGGCUGCUACCCCAUCAUGUAAACAGUGAAGUUAAAUGCUUGCCUUAAAAAUUGUGUGUGCGUGCGUGCGUGCGUGCGUGCGUGCGUGCGUGCGUGUGUGU